AUGUACGACGAGCCACCAGGGACCGUGCAGGUCGAUGGUGUAGAUACUGGGGCUGGCCUGAAGACACCGCAGCGCACCGUCGUCAGUGAUGCGGUCCUCGACGAACACCGGCGAAUGGAGAAGAACAUCAAUCGACGUCGGGGGCCCGGUGAUGCUCAGUAUGGGCUUUUCCAAGGCGGCCGACAGGUGAUUCUGUUCAUGGUUCAGCAAUGCAUGGCUUUCCGAUAUAUCAUCAACGUGUUUGUGUCUGCGUUUGGUAAUAUCUUUGCUUACGCUCAGAUCAAUCUGAAAUCCUCGUAUGGUGUCGCCGAGAGUCGCUGGAUGUUCAUCAUUGAAGUUGCUAUCAUCAUUGGCUUUACUUUUAUUAGCAACGUAGUCGAGCAGGAGGAUACUCUCAAAGGAGCCAAAAUCCGACGAGGCCUUGUGGCUGCGGCCCCGGCACCGGUUGCCGCGCCUGCGCCCUAUGAUCGGCAUCUCCCUGCUCGCAAGGGCGAGCCGCCUACCAAACUAAUCCGCCGGAAUCUGGGCGUAGAUGUCGCCCAGCCCACUGGUACUGCCACUGGUACUGCCACUGGCACCGGAACAGCACCAGCUACGCCGCCUCUCAAGACGGGAUGGCCAACGUCUGCCAACACGGCGCCCAAACCUCAGGCUACAGGAACUGGAACCGCCUCCAAGGCCGCUCGUAUUAUCCCCACAGGCACCAGUCCCCUCGUCCUCGUCACCGGAACCGCCGGCACCAUAGCUUCAGCUGGGCCGACGCAGUCUGCGGCUACGAGUUCGUACAAUUUUCCAUCGCCAACCACGACCAAGGUGGGCAAGCAGGCUGCCGAGGCCUCGUCGGCCUUCUGGUGGCUACAGAACUAG
Molecule: messenger RNA, 867 nt
Organism: Sporothrix brasiliensis 5110
Lineage: Eukaryota; Fungi; Ascomycota; Sordariomycetes; Ophiostomatales; Ophiostomataceae
Exons: 6
Coding region: 1-867 (288 amino acids)
Source: RefSeq, a predicted model, not a curated record